GGCAUUGCUGGUACAGAUGUGGCCAAAGAAGCAUCAGACAUUAUCCUGACAGAUGAUAACUUUAGCAGUAUUGUAAAGGCAGUGAUGUGGGGGAGGAACGUCUAUGACAGCAUCUCCAAGUUCCUCCAGUUUCAGCUGACCGUUAACGUGGUGGCUGUCAUUGUGGCGUUCACUGGAGCCUGUAUUACACAGGACUCCCCUCUCAAAGCUGUACAGAUGCUGUGGGUGAAUUUAAUCAUGGACACGUUUGCGUCACUAGCUCUAGCGACGGAGCCUCCCAAUGAGGCUUUACUCUUGCGCAAACCUUACGGCCGCAACAAGCCCCUUAUUUCCCGCACUAUGAUGAAAAACAUCCUUGGACAUGCUGUAUAUCAGCUAACCAUCAUCUUCACACUGCUGUUUGCUGGUGAGCAGAUAUUCGAUAUUGAUAGCGGAAGGAACGCUCCUCUUCACGCUCCUCCUUCAGAGCACUACACCAUCGUCUUUAACACCUUCGUGAUGAUGCAGCUCUUCAACGAGAUUAACGCUCGAAAGAUCCACGGUGAGAGAAACGUUUUUGACGGCAUCUUCAAAAACAUGAUCUUCUGCACCAUCGUAUUCGGGACCUUUUUUAUUCAGAUCAUAAUCGUGCAGUUUGGAGGGAAGCCUUUUAGCUGUGUAGGUCUCUCUAUUGAGCAGUGGAUGUGGUGUGUUUUCAUCGGUUUUGGCUCUCUUCUUUGGGGGCAGUUGGUUACCACCAUUCCCACAAGUCGCCUGAAGUUCCUGAUGACAGCAGGUCACGGCACUCAGAAGGAGGAGAUCUCUGAGGAUGAGUUGGAGGAGAUGGAAGACAUGGAUGAAAUCGACCAUGCUGAGAUGGAGAUGAGAAGGGGGCAGGUUUUGUGGUGUAGGGGUCUCAACCGAAUUCAGACACAGAUCCGUGUGGUUAAUGCUUUCCGGGAUACCAUGUCCCCUUAUGACGGCCUGGAGACGCCGGAGUCUCGCAGCUCCAUUCACAACUUCAUGAGCCACCCAGAGUUCCGUAUUGAGGAUUCAGAGCCAUCCAUCCCCCUCAUCGAUGACACCGACCCUGAGGAGGACGCACCUACUAAACGCAACACGGUUCUUUCCCCACUGCCUCUUGGGUUAUCCUCCCCUAAUCAGAACAAUAAUGCAACCGACAAAAGAGGUUACCAUCACCACAAAGAUCUAGCAAAAACUGACCUUCCUCCAACUCCUGGAAGCCCCCUUCACAGCCUGGAGACCUCUCUCUAAUCCAGUACCACCUACGUCAGACCAUGCCAACAACCGAGGGCACAUUAAGGACAAGGUCAAGGCUUCUGGGCCUCUGAUAGUGAACUGGAAAAGUAGUAAAACUUGUUUUUUUUGUUUUCUUUUUAAUUUCAUAGGGGGGUUGUUUCAUUAUUUUGAUUUUAUUUUACAUGCACAGCUGGAAAGUGUACGGUUUGGGAAUGAAAGUGUUGCUCAAUUGUUCAAAUUCUUUCCCUUUUAUAUUUUGUUUACUUAUACAUUUUGAUAAAUGAUGUAUUGGCUGUUCAUAUACAGUAGUUAAACCAUUUUGAGACAUUUUUGGACUCUUUCUCAUUUUGGAUGAAAAAAAGAUUCACAUGUAGUUGUUUUGAAGGUGCACUAUUUGCCUCUAAAUAGGUUUUGAUUUCGAUUUUUAGAAAGCUAGAAGAUGAAAAUUAAAUGGGAAAAGAUGCAAUACCUCAACAUUUUUUUAAGGGGUACUGCAGGACAGUUAAAGAUAGGGUAGGCAAUUUCGGAGCGGCUAGCAAUAGCUAGCUAGCUUUGAAAGCAUUACAUCCCACCCUCCCUUCAGAGUGUUUUUCAAAACAGCCAGAGCAGAGUCUGCAAAGCGUACCACCUGACUGCCGAUUGGAAGAACGUCACGGGUUGCCAUAUUGUAAUUGCGGUUACAGGAUGGCGUGAACGCAGCAAUAAGCCUACCUUAUUUUUAAAGAUGAUUUUGAGCCUCUUAUUUUGUGGAAAGUAACUGUACUCACAAAAUUGACACAUCCAAGGUGUUAUUAAGGGAAUUAAAUUCUUUCUUUCUUUAGUUGAGCAAAUAAAAAUGAAGAAAGGACGUGGUAAUUCAGGGAGGCGAUGCUAAAAUGUAACUGUAUUUUCUGUUUAAAGUGUUUUUAUCUUCUUCGAUCCACUCCACCUCCUUAAAGACGAGGGCUCAAGCACAUUACACAGUUAUGAGGUUCAGUCAAGAGGCUGUUGUAUGAAAUAUUGUGAUGGUAAUAUGUGUGGACAUGAAUAAAGUUUCAGCAGAAUGUGGUUUAGGAUUUGUUGCAGAAGUGUAAACAAUAUAAGAGUAGUGCAAACAAAUAGGAAAGAAUUGGCGAGAAUUUGUGGGUUAAUUUUGUUAUUCACAGUAGUUUCAUUCCCAUUUUGGGAAUGGAUAUUUUCCAUCUGUUUAUGGAAUAUAAUUUUGUAAAUGUAAAUGGUUAUUGUGGUUUAAUUUACAUUUGAAAAGUCUUUAAGUAUGUGUAUGGUUUUUGCCAAUAAAAUAUUCAUAUUUAGCAAAACCUAA
Molecule: messenger RNA, 2542 nt
Organism: Pimephales promelas (fathead minnow)
Lineage: Eukaryota; Metazoa; Chordata; Actinopteri; Cypriniformes; Leuciscidae
Source: RefSeq, a predicted model, not a curated record